AUGGCUUCAAUAUGGCUGGCAAAACUGCUCUUUUUUGAAUUGCUCCUCGCACUUGCCACCAACUCCAAUGCCCGCGGUGAUGGUAAACUUAACCUCCGAUGCCAUCCAGACCAGGCUGCAACACUCAUCAAGCUAAAGAAAUCCUUCUUCUUUGAUGAAGCCACCACCAACCUUUCAUCCUGGCAAGAAGGUACGGACUGUUGUCGCUGGGAGGGUGUUGGCUGUGGUGGUUCCUCUGGUCAGGUCACGGCUCUCAGCCUCCGCCGCUUGGGCUUGAGGAGCAAUGGCCUUAACCCUGUGAUCUGCAAUCUCACCUCCUUAAAGUUUCUCGAUCUUAGCAUGACUGACUUUUCUGAAUAUAACAUGUCAGCUGUUGGGCUCGAGAGGCUUAUUUUUCUUACCCACCUCAACCUCUCCAAUUCGAAUCUUGAGGGUGAAAUACCUGUUGGCAUCGGCAAGCUUACGAAUCUUGUCUACUUGGAUCUUUCUAGUGAAUAUCCUAGUGACGACGAAUCUGAUAUUCCUGUUGUUAGCCUAUCUAACUCACUGUGGAUAUCUGAUUUUCAAGCCCUAGUAGGGAACCUCAGCAAUUUAAGAGAGCUCCGCCUUGACGGUGUGGAUAUGUCUACUAGCGGAGAGAACUGGUGUAACACGCUAGCUAAAUCUGUUCCUCGUCUUCAGGUUCUUAGUUUGGAGCAGUGUUCUCUAAGCGGUUCGAUCCACCAAUCCCUUUCAAACCUCACCUCUCUAACUGUGAUCAAUCUCCAAGAAGGCAGUAAUAUCUUUCCUGGUCCAUUUCCGGAGUUCUUCAUGGAUUUCGUCAAUUUAAGUGUACUUCGACUUGCUAAUAUUAAUCUUGAGGGGUGGUUGCCUCCUAGGAUCUUUCAGUCGAAAAAACUAAGUGUCCUUGAUUUGUCCGGGAAUAUGUAUCUUUCAGGGAGUUCGCCAAAAUUUCCGAUUGCAAGUUCUUUGCGGACUUUGAGACUAGAUGAUACCAACUUGUCCUUUUCUAAAACUAGCUCUUCUGGUGGUUUCUUGUCAUUGCAAGAGUUGGCUCUUGAUGUGAGAUUUAUUUCCAUGGAGUUCCUCUCUUCAUUCAAUAUGCUUGUGUCUUUGAAUAAAUUGCGGCUCGGUCGGGGGCUCUUCAGAAGGCAACAAGAAUCAAUCUUUUCAUGGAUUGGCGACAUGAAGAAGUUGUCAGUCUUGGAACUGUAUGAAUGUGACUUCUCUGGCACUAAGCCGUCCUCCAUUAGCAACUUCAACAGCUUGAGAAGCUUGAGAAUUUAUGGCUGCAACCUCAGUAGGCCGAUACUAUCCGCAGUCGGUAAUCUCGUGGACCUGCAAAGCUUGUAUAUGUCCUCGUGUGUACUAAAUGCCCCAAUCACAUCUUCUAUCGGCAAUCUCACAAAUUUAAAUAGACUGGAUGUAUCUGAUUGUGGAUUUCUAGGGCGAAUGCCAUCUUCAAUUGGUAAUCUUGUGAAUUUGAGAAGCCUGAGUUUAGAUUCUUCUUACUUUUCUGGGAAAAUUCCAUCUACAAUUGGCAAUCUCACAAAUUUAAGAAGACUGGAUAUCAGUGAUUGUGGAUUUAUUGGGCCAUUGCCAACUGCAAUAGGCAAUCUCGCGGACUUGAGAAGCCUAACUAUUUGUUCUUCUGGAUUUUCUGGGGCAAUACCUUAUUCAAUUGGUAAUUUGACCAGUCUGCUUUCUUUGGAUCUCUCUACAAAUUAUCUCACAGGGGAAAUUCCAACAUCUCUCUUCAAUGUUCCAUUACAGUACCUGGAUCUGUCUGGGAAUCAACUUUUUGGCCCUAUAAAAGAGCUCAAUGUGGUAUCUUCAGACUUGGAGUAUUUGAGUCUAGAAAGAAAUGAAUUGAAUGGAAAAUUUCCUAGGUCAUUCUUUGAACUCACAAACUUGGUCUCUCUGUUUGUUGGUUGGAACAACUUGGUAGGUACGGUGGAACUUACCUCAUUUCAAAGGUUGACGAAGCUAUGUCAUUUGAGACUUUCACACAACAAGUUGUCUAUCGUGGCUGGAGAAGGAAAUAAUAACUCAUCAUCAAGCUACCUCUCCGGACUUUCUUUGUUAGGGCUUGCGUCUUGCAAAAUAACCGAAUUUCCAAGUAUUUUGACACGUCUCGGUGAUGUUGGUGAUUUAGACCUGUCAUGCAACAAACUCAAUGGGGAUAUACCAAAUUGGAUAUGGAGCAAAAGUUUUUACAAUUUAAAUCUUUCACACAACAUGUUCACUGGCAUGAAACUAAAUUCAACCGUUCUCCCAUUAAGUAUUCCAAUGCAUGUGCUUGAUCUUAGUUCCAAUGGUCUCCAGGGUCAGAUCCCUAUGCCAUACUCAUCAGUAGUGUUUUUGGAUUAUUCAGAUAAUAAUUUCUCUUCUGUUCUUCCAAACUUCACUUUAUAUCUUGGAACUACCACGUAUCUCAAGAUGUCCAACAAUAGUAUAAAAGGACAUAUACCGCAAUCAGUCUGCAAUUUGAAAUUGGAUUUCCUUGACUUAUCCUACAACAACUUUAGUGGGGUGCUUCCCUCUUGUUUGAUAGAAGAUGCUUCAUUAACGGUAUUAAAUUUGAGAGAGAAUCACUUUGAAGGGACAUUGCCAUCUGAUAUUACAAGUGAAUGUACUUUCCGGACAGUAGAUUUGCAUGGAAACAAGAUUGAAGGGCAGCUUCCGAGGACACUUUCUAACUGCAAGGAAUUGGAGGUUUUUGAUAUAGGGAACAAUCUAAUAGUUGAUACUUUCCCAUCUUGGCUAGGGGAGCUUCCCAAUCUUUACGUUCUUAUCAUGAGGUUCAACCAUUUUUAUGGUUAUAUAGAUUAUAGUGCCGGUAAUCACCACUCCAAAGAUUACUUCUCUAGCUUGCAAAUUAUUGAUCUUGCGUCGAAUAACUUCUCUGGCACAUUGAAUACUGAAUGGUUUGGGCAGUUAAAAUCAAUGAUGGCCAAGUUAAAUAGUGCAGGACCUACUGUCAUUGCUCAAAACAUAUCAACCGGUCCCGGGGGACUAUAUCAAGAUUCUACUAAGAUCACAUACAAGGGGUCCUCUGUGACGUUUGAAAAGAUCCUGACAACCUUAACAGCAAUUGACUUUUCAAAUAACAAACUGGAAGGUACAAUUCCUGAAUCAGUUGGAUGGCUUGUUUCACUGCAUGUACUGAACAUGUCGCAUAAUGCCUUCACUGGGAAAAUUCCAUCCCAGCUUGGUGGCAUGACUUAUCUGGAGUCAAUGGACCUUUCUUGCAACCAACUCUCAGGGAAUAUUCCACAAGAACUUGCAAAUCUCACAUUUCUCGGCACGCUGAACUUGUCUGACAACCAGUUGGUGGGGAAGAUACCACAAUCACGUCAAUUCUCGACAUUUGAUAAUAGUUCAUUCAAAGGCAAUUUGCGUUUGUAUGGACCUCCAUUGUCCAACACCUGUGUCGUUUCACCUGCUCCUCCAAGUUUAAUGCAGGUGGAGGAUUCGUCUCAUGUUGACGUCAUCUUGUUUCUCUUUGUCGGGCUGGGCUACGGUAUCGGAUUUGCAGCUGCCAUUCUGAUGAGAUGGGGUCGAAUCAGUGAAUGGUUUAUUAAAUCUGCAAGAGCUCUGAAGACUUGA
Molecule: messenger RNA, 3609 nt
Organism: Triticum dicoccoides
Lineage: Eukaryota; Viridiplantae; Streptophyta; Magnoliopsida; Poales; Poaceae
Product: receptor like protein 22-like
Exons: 3
Coding region: 1-3609 (1202 amino acids)
Molecular function (GO): protein binding
Source: RefSeq, a predicted model, not a curated record